UCUCCCCGUCACCGCCCCUCCCGUCGCCUCCAAUUUCCGAGCUUCACCCUCACUCCCACUUUCUCCUCCUCCAAGCAUACAAUGGCAGCCACAAUAUUUGCGGCAAUGCCAGCGAGAGGGCAUGUCCGACUCCUGCGCACGAGGCCACGAUUAAUCCGCCAUGCCUCGACAUCCCAGAAAACUUGGGAUUGGUCCAAUCACCAAACGACUGGAGAUGUUGCCAGAGAUGAGGUUGCCCAGCUGGCUGCCAGUCCGCGUCGCCCCCUGACAUUGGCAGACUUGUUAAGACAUGGGCGUCCACCACUAUCUAAAGAUGCGCUUCUGGCUUCAGCGAAUUUCACACUCUCCUUGCUCCCGGCGCGUCUUGCCUCCCGAAUUCAAGCCCUACGGAACCUACCCUUUAUCGUCGUGUCUAAUCCUCACGUGUCGAAGAUCUACCAAAAUUACCGCCAUUCCCUGUCCACCCUUCUCCCAUAUCAACAAAGGCGAAUCACCACUCUCGAGGAGGAAAAUCAGUUCGGCGAUGUACUUGCGGACCUUGUACAAACACACACUAAUACGAUUCCAGUCCUUGCCCGGGGAUUUUUGGAGUGUCGGAAAUACGUGAGCCCCGCAGAUGUGACGCGAUUCUUGGAUACCCAUCUGCGUGCACGUAUCGGUACUCGAUUGAUUGCCGAGCAGCACUUGGCGCUUCAUUUUGCUUCUCAGCCGGUCAGUGACGAGCCGCCUUCCCGUUCUAAGCCACGCGCGAUCAAAGAUGCCAAAGAUGCGAAAGAUGCGAAAGAUGCGGUGCCGUCUAAUUAUAUUGGCGUGAUUGAUACCGCGAUCCAGCCCGCGCGAAUCAUCCGUCUCUGUGAGGAUUUCGUUGGAGAAAUCUGCGAGCUGAAAUAUGGAGUGCGUCCGCGUCUGGUCAUUGGAGGCGAGCCCGAGGCGUCGUUUGCCCACGUUCCGGUGCACGUGGAGUACAUAAUCACAGAGUUGUUGAAGAAUGCAUUCCGGGCGACCAUCGAGUCUGGAAACGAGCGGGAGCCUAUCGAGGUAACAAUUGCCGCUGCCCCGGACGUGCCGGGAAAAGAGCCACCUGUUACAGGUGACGCCGACAUGGGCUUUCAGCUCGAUUCCAACGAUGAGGCGUAUCCGAGUGAGGCAAUGGGAGCCUCCAAUCCCUCCUCGCAGAGCAUUACUAUUCGCAUUCGUGACCGGGGUGGUGGCAUUCCUCCGGAAGUCCUCCCUCACAUUUGGUCAUACAGCUUUACGACAUUCUCAGAUAUGGAUUUCAACGCGGAGAAUGGCAAUUUGGACGCACUGAACACGAUUUCUAGCAGUGGGGGCCAUCUCAGCAGCAUCGCGGGCCUUGGAUACGGAUUGCCGCUUAGUCGAGCCUACGCCGAAUAUUUCGGUGGCAGCAUUGCAGUACAGAGUCUUUGGGGGUGGGGAACCGACGUAUAUCUGACCCUGAAAGGUGUUGGCAAGGUCGACUGA
Penicillium subrubescens is the source of this 1482-nucleotide messenger RNA. Its product is annotated as alpha-ketoacid dehydrogenase kinase family protein. The transcript is spliced from 2 exons. The annotation marks the transcript as partial. The record is from RefSeq and is a predicted model, not a curated record. Gene Ontology annotation, biological process: protein phosphorylation; regulation of glucose metabolic process. Gene Ontology annotation, molecular function: pyruvate dehydrogenase (acetyl-transferring) kinase activity. Gene Ontology annotation, cellular component: mitochondrion. NCBI's taxonomy places the organism in Eukaryota, Fungi, Ascomycota, Eurotiomycetes, Eurotiales, Aspergillaceae.